Parnassius mnemosyne (clouded apollo) is the source of this 5845-nucleotide messenger RNA. NCBI's taxonomy places the organism in Eukaryota, Metazoa, Arthropoda, Insecta, Lepidoptera, Papilionidae. The record is from the annotation of a GenBank genome assembly.
ACAUAAUAUAUAUUUAUGGUUUGGCGUUUAUUUAACACUUGUUCAUAUUAUUUUAUUGUGAUUAUUGUUCUUUCUACUGAAAUCAUUGUAUAAAAUCAGCGAAAAUGGCACUAAGAACGUACGGCGAUAAGCCGAUAAGUUUUCAAAUUGAGGAAGGUGGAGAAUUCUAUUGUGUAGGCUCUGAGGUUGGUAAUUAUUUGAGGCUGUUUCGUGGUUCCUUAUACAAGAAGUACCCUGGCAUGGCCAGGAGGACUUUGACAAAUGAGGAGAGAAAACGCCUUAUUGAUAAUGGUUUAGGGCCCCAUGUGCUCUCUAGUUCUGUAUCUUUGCUUAAAGCUUCGGAAGUUGAAGAUAUCAUUGAAGGGAAUGAUGAUAAAUACAAGGCAAUAUCAGUUAGUCAGGAGUUGGCCACACCUCGGGAGGGCAAGAGUAAGAAGCCACAUAAUCCAUCAUGGCUUCCUGUUAUGCCCAAUUCUUCACAUUUAGAUGCAGUGCCUCAAGCUACACAGAUCAGUAGAACCAGGGUACAUAAUAAGAAGGUAAGUAUAAUUUUGGAUUGGGGUGAACAGGUGAAAUGUUAGUUUUUUCUCCAAAUGCUCACGUUACAUGCAUUUGGUGCACCAUGCUGACAAACAAACAAGAUUCUGGCACCUGAUUGAUAUCAGAAAAUCCAUCCAAAAACAACCCAAACUCUGCACAACUGAGUUGGGAGGGAAUAUCACCAGUGGAAAAGUAUGAAACUAUCUUUGCCCUAUGUGCUAACUAUGGGCAAAUUGUUUAAACAAUGCUUUCUGUCUAGCAAAUUUUGCCUAUGACCAGCCGUGGAUUAUAAAAUCUGUUAAUGUGUAUUAUCAUAUACCAUGUAAUGGCACAUAAGUAAGUAUAAUGAAUAAUAAACAAAUAUAACCAUAUAAGUUAUAUCUAUCUAUGUACAUAAAAAUGGAAAUUGAGAAAUUUAUUUUGCCAUUUCCUCUCCUUUCAUAAGGACCUAAUUUUAAAAUGAUUGAAAAUUUAGUAGGUUUAAAUAAAGCCAUUGUACAAACAAAUUUUAUUUUCUUAUGUAGAUGAAAUAAAGAUUAUAUAAAAAAAAAUAUUUAAUUUCAUUUCAUUACUGGUAUUUCUUUUUGAGAUUUAGCCUUUGACACAGUUCGACCAAUCAAGAGAAAAGUUGACACAUUUAUGAAUUUUUUAUGGAGGUUUUUAUGCUAUCCACUUGAUAUAAAAAGAAAUUUUCUCCGUUUGUUCUGUAUGCAUUCCUAUAUCAUUCAAUUGAUUGCAAUGAAACUUGACGCGCGCAGACUUGACGACUUCCAGCCUCCCGAACAAGCCGGUUUCCGAAAAGGCUUUAGCACCAUAGACCACAUAUAUACCCUUCGGCAAAUUGUACAGAAGUCCGAGGAGUACAAUUUGCCACUAUGUCUGGCGUAUGUGGACUAUGAGAAAGCCUUUGAUUCCGUCGAAAUUUGGGCGGUGCUGCAGUCCCUUCAGCGAUGCCAAGUUGACUGUAGGUAUAUCGAAGUGUUGAAGUGCUUGUACAGUAGGGCUACAAUGGCUAUCCGAGUACAGAACCAGAGUACGAAACCUAUCCAAGGAGGUGUAAGACAGGGUGACGUCAUAUCCCCGAAACUCUUCACCGCUGCAUUGGAAGACGUUUUCAAGCUUCUGGACUGGAAAGGAUACGGUAUCAACAUCAAUGGCGAGUACAUCACUCACCUUCGAUUUGCCGACGAUAUAGUCCUUAUGGCAGAAUCGCUGGAGGACCUAAGCACUAUGCUCAAUGACCUCAAUAGUGUUUCCCAACGGAUAGGUCUUAAGAUGAACAUGGACAAAACAAAGAUCAUGUUUAAUGUCCAUGUCACACCUAUGCCGGUAGUUGUUGGGAACACUAAGCUCGAAGUUGUUGACGAGUAUGUUUACCUGGGACAAAUAGUCCGACUAGGUAAGUCCAACUUCGAUCGAGAGGUCAAUCGACGGAUUCAACUCGGUUGGGCAGCGUUCGGGAAAUUACGGCACAUCUUCUCGUCAGGUAUACCUCAAAACUUGAAAACGAGACUGUACACCCAGUGCGUGUUGCCAGUGAUGACAUACGGAACUGAGACGUGGUCCUUCACUGCUGGCCGGAUGAGGAAGCUCAAGGUCGCUCAGCGAGCUAUGGAGAGGGCUAUGCUCGGAGUUUCUCUGCGUGAUAAACUCAGAAAUGAGGAUAUCCGCAGUAGAACCAGAGUGACCGACAUAGCCCAACGGAUUAGUAAGCUGAAGUGGCAAUGGGCCGGCCAUAUAGCUCGAAGAACCGACAACCGAUGGGGAAGAAAGGUUCUCGAGUGGCAGCCUCGUACCGGCAGGCGAAGUGUAGGGCGUCCCCCCACUAGAUGGAGUGACGACCUGGUAAGAUUUGCAGGAAGUCGAUGGAUGCAGGUGGCUCAGGACCGUGCUUUGUGGCAUUCUUUGGGGGAGGCCUAUGUUCAGCAGUGGACUUGUGAAGGGCUGUAAUGAUGAUGAUGAUGAUGAUUGCAAUGAAACUGGAGUUGCUGUGUUGCCGCCUGCAAAGAUUUCGGACAAAUAAUAGAAAAUUAAGGGUUAUUUGUUUGUUUGCUGGAUUUUUAGAUAUUCCUAUACCAUACUUAUAAUAAUAAUGAAACUUUGGUGACUUGUAUGUCUACCCUCAAAGGUAUUUUACAAAAAAAGGCAAUGUAUGCUGGGCAUUUCUAGUAUUAAUAAAGCUUGGCUAUAUAAUGUCUUCAAUGUAUUCCAUAGAGUAAUUUUAAUGUAACUAUAUUUAAUCUGUUAAAUGUUUACUAACUAAUGUUAUAUUUGCAUUAAAGUUUGUCUUACGUUUCAAUUGUAGGUGCGCACAUUUCCUCUAUGUUUUGAUGACACUGAUAUGACUGCGAUGUUGGAAAAUGCAUCACAGAAGCAAAUACUGGUUCCAAUAAGACUUGAUAUGGAGAUAGAAGGCCAGAAGCUUAGGGACACCUUCACUUGGAACAAAAAUGAAUCAAUAAUAACACCAGAACAGUUUGCUGAAGUGCUCUGUGAUGACUUAGAAUUGAACACAGUUACAUUUAUACCGGCCAUAGCAUCAUCAAUCCGACAACAGAUUGAUGCAUUCCCUAGUGAGCCACCUGCAAUUCUCGAAGAGCAAACUGACCAAAGAGUCAUUAUAAAACUAAAUAUACAUGUUGGGAACACAUCCCUUGUUGAUCAGGUUGAAUGGGAUAUGUCUGAAAAGGAAAAUAAUCCAGAGCAGUUUGCAAUGAAACUGUGUGCGGAGUUGGGUUUGGGAGGCGAGUUCGUCACCGGCAUUGCCUAUAGUGUAAGAGGACAACUGGGUUGGCACCAACGGACUUAUGCUUUUAGUGAAGCACCAUUACCUACUGUUGAGACUCCUUACCGCCAGCCUUCAGAAGCCGAUCAAUGGGCUCCAUAUCUGGAAACUCUUACAAAUGCCGAGAUGGAGAAAAAGAUACGCGACCAGGACCGAAACACGCGACGAAUGCGGCGACUCGCCAACACUACGCCUGAUGUGUCGUUGAGUCGGGCUGUCAACCGGCUGAUACGUGCCGACGAGGCCCUCUUCCAGACCACGCCCGAAAAGAGGAGGAAAAAGAUUUAAUCGCCCAGCGCUUGCCGAUAACUUCUCGCUAUUUUCAUGCUACGGAACUUAUAGUUAAGGGUUAUAAUUGCUUGACUUAUGAAAGUAGUGUCGUAUAGUUUUUAUUACUACGUCUCUACAGAGUAUGUACUCUAAUUUUAUUAGAAUAUCAUGAAUUGUAGUUUCAAAUUAGUAUGUAUUGAAUGAAUGAGAACUAUGUGAUUGUUAUACUUGGAAUGAUACUUUAAUUUCAUAAUGCUUUCAUCUUUCAAAAUAUACAUUAUUAAUAACUUAUUCUAAGUAAUUUUUAUUCUUUUACCGCUGGUUCGCAAAACAAAUUCGGCCUGAACUUCCUUCCAACUUUUUUUUAGAGUUCUUUCCCCAGUGAUUGCAUUACUUAAUUGUUAAAUGCAAUUUUUAGUUCUAAUUAAACAUAUUCUCGCUGAUGAAACUUGCGUAUUUGAGGAAAAAUGAGAAUUCAACCAACCUUCACUGGAGCAUCGAGCGGAAUAAGCUUUGUUAUCAUUAUCUCACUAAAAUAAUAGGAGUGGCCUGAAGUUUAUAGGCUGUACAAACUUUUUUACACACUAAUAAACAAAAGAGUGCAUAACCAACCUAAUGGUUAGUGGUUACUGUAGUCCACGGACACUUGUACUUCAAAGACUUGCUUUGUCGGCUUAAUCCACCCUGAGGACCAAAAUGGAAUGCUUCAUAGCCUGUAAUUAUACUGGCUCUCCAUAUCGUUCAGACCGGAGCAACAAUUAAUGAAGACUUUAGAAGCCCCAGUAGCCCAAUGGCAGGGCGUGGACCGCGAACUCGAAAGGUCGUGGGUUCGAAUCAGCCACUCGACUACUGUCGUGAACCACUUCUAACACAAGCAUUUUAACCUUACCAGAAGUGCUUAAAGGGAUUAUUAGUAAUGUUUAAUAGCAUUACUAGUAUUUUUAUUAUAAAAAAAAAUACCUACUACUUGUUCAUAGAGUGGUACCAAACGAGUCGAUCUCCUAGAAAAGAAGUUAACUUAGUAAAACUGGUCGUAGUUUAGCAAAAAUUAUCUAUUAUAUGUUACCCAAUACCCACACUCUACUAAGAACAGAUUACGUAAGUACAUUUGUUAAGGCAAAAACACUUGUAGCAAAAACAUAAACAAUAAUGCUACGUUUAGAUGCUCACCGAGCACGAACAUGUAAACAUCUUGUUCUGGUAUGCUCGCUGCUCAUCCUCAGUACUUGCCUGUUCUCCACUCGACUCGUGUAUUCAUAUCGGUGUUUACAUAUUCGUCAUUAUUCAGGUGACCCGUGAAUUAUCAUUAUAGUUUACUUGGCCAAUCUACCGUUAAAUUUUCUCUACUACCUUUGAAAAAAAUAUAUUAAAAAAAUUAAGUGUUUUCGGUUCAGCUAUAAUUAAGAAUUUCACAAGAGUGAAACUAAUUUUAUAUAAUCUACUUAUACUGUUUGCUAUGCUACUGCUGGCUUUUCUUCAUUUUUCAUUUUAAAUAAUACUGAGACGUACGUUAUUAAUGUUUAAAACAUCUACGUUGAAUGAAUACAGACUAAUAUGUGAACGUGUCGCACUUGCCCACGAAUAACUUUACAAGUUAUUCGGCGAGUUGUUUGUCCGAUAAUCUAAACGUUCCAUAAAUGUCAAAAUUAUAAACUAAUAGUAUAUCAAUAUUUCAAAAGAAGCUUUUUGUGAGUUGGAUUCUUUUUGUUUAUAGAUGUUCACUAUUAGUGUUAUUUUUUUUAUUAAAAUUAGAUCUGUGGAAUGGAUCUGUGUAAAUGCGACUAAUGUCGGUUUACAUCAUGUAAGAUAUCGUCUAUUUUAUUAAUUUUUAUAGUUUUCCCGUAGACAGAAUAAUAGUUCUCUAUCUAUGAGUUUUCCAUUAGCGAUUGUAGUAAACUAAGUUUCUUAGCCUUGGUUUGUCACGCACGCCGAACGCACUUUCUGUGCUGAAAGGUAUUUGGCGAACCAUCAUAUUAUCCAUGUCAUUAGUAACGGAUUACAAUACUUAAUUAAAGGUAGAUAUUUAUGUAUGUUAUCUUUUGUUAUGAGCCAUAAAUGACAGUAGUGAGGUAGUAACAUUGAGUAUUACAUUUUUGCGCUGUGAUAUAUAAUACAGCUGACUUUUUUAUAUUCAUCAUUCAUCUUUUACAUAGAUAAUUGUGUAUAACUAUUACUACAUAAUUAUAAUAAUAAUGUCGUAAAUUUCUUUUCAGCAAACUAUUUUGUGUAAGAAAAUAAAUAUAAUCUCUG